UGUAUAUAUAUAUAUAUAUAUAUACACAUACAUAUGGCAGUAAUAGAUUGCCUUUUCUGUAUCUGUAUUAUUUCUUCCGACAUCAUCAUCAUCAUCAUUGCUAUCAUCGUCGUUAAUAGAUAAUUCAAUUGAAAUAAUUAAAACAUAACAUAUAAAUUUUAUGUUUGGCGACAUGAAAGUCCAUGUAGUUUUAUUAAUAUUAUCCUGUUUAACGUGGACAAUCGCUGAUGUAGAUUUUGAUACAGAUUUGACAUUAUCGGAGUUAUACGAGAGUGCUGUGGAAGCAUAUCUAAACGAAGAAUGGGAUGAGUGUAUUAAAAGGUUUACCAAGGCUUUACAUGGGUAUAAAAUCUACAAACAAACAUUAAUAAAAUGUCGAAGAAAUUGUGCAAUGGAAGCAGAAGGAUGGCAACCAUUUUAUCCAGAGAAUAUAGAAGAUUUACAUUUUUAUGAAAAAAAAGUACGUGAGACUCUUUGUUUAAUGAAGUGUAAUCAAGAUUAUAAGGAUAUUGCUAAUAAAGAAAAACUUAAACGAUUACCUGUUGAUAUGGAAAGGAAGUUCAUAGAACAUCGUGUUUAUGAAUAUUUGCAUAUAUGUUAUUAUCAGAAAAAUCAUUUCCAAGAUGCAGCUAAUGCAGUCUUCACUUUUUUGGUCAUGCAUCCGCACCAUAAUAUGAGUGCUAACAAUUUGAAAUAUUAUCUCACCUUACCAGGUGUACAUGCAGAUAAUGUUUCGAACUUGGAGAUGUCACAUUUCUUAAAUGCUUAUACUACUGGUGUGUCAGAAUAUGAAAAGCAAAAUUACAAGAAGUCAGUUAAAUUGUUUGAAAAUUCUUUGAGAGAUUACUUGAACUCGGAAAACGAAUGUAGAAUCUAUUGCGAAGGACCUUUUGAUCAAGGAUGGCAUCCUGAAUUCACAUCUUUAUUAGCAAAUCACUUUGCUUACUCUCUGAAAUGUAAACGUAGCUGUUCGCGUUUACUGAAUUAUGUAAAUGGUGAAAAUCGAGAUGACCUACUCAAAAGCCAUUACAAUUAUUUGCAAUUUGCUUAUUAUAAAUUAGGAAAUUUAGUAGCAGUAGCAAAAGCAGUUGAAAGCUAUUUAUUAUUUGAUCCAGUAGAUGAAACAAUGUUAAACAAUAAAAAAUAUUAUCUUGGAUUACCGAAAGUAAAAGAGGAAUAUUUUGUUCCACGAGAGGAAGCACUUGCUUAUAUGAAGAGACAAGAAUAUGAACGAAGAAUUUUGCGUUACAUUUCUGAAGAAUUUACAAUCCUAAGUGCAGAACUGAAACAUGCAUCAAAUAAAACGAAUAACGAAGAAAAUGAAGUUCAUUAAAUUUUCAUCAAAAUAACUUUUUAAGAUCCUAA
This is a messenger RNA of Vespula pensylvanica (western yellowjacket), 1365 nucleotides long. Its product is annotated as prolyl 3-hydroxylase 1-like. Gene Ontology annotation, cellular component: endoplasmic reticulum. Gene Ontology annotation, biological process: collagen fibril organization. Bases 161 to 1333 code for a protein of 390 amino acids. Gene Ontology annotation, molecular function: protein binding; collagen binding. The transcript has 7 exons. Lineage: Eukaryota; Metazoa; Arthropoda; Insecta; Hymenoptera; Vespidae. The record is from RefSeq and is a predicted model, not a curated record.